CGCGGCAUUGAAAAUGUUUCAGUUGUACGGUGCAUUUCCACCAGUUGACAUCAAUCGGAUGCUACCUUUGAAAUAGGAACUUAAACAUAGGAGGUUCGGAAUACUGUUCUGACUGGUUUGCCCAACCGAAUAACGGUUGAUAUUGGAGUAAGCUUAAAGAACUUUUCAGUGUUUGGUGUUUUGUGGAAGUGGACAGUGAAAGUGGUCUUACAUGUGAGAUCUUUUCGUAUCUUGAAUAAUGCUGUUGCCUGUUGCGGUGGCGAGCGGUGUAAAAUGUGUGUGUGUAAACGGAUAAGGUUUCCAGAGCGUUUUUCCGAACCGUUCGGAUUUGUGCGCGGAACAUCUGGUUACGGCAAUUACGGGUGAAACAAAUUAAAUUACACCAUUAGUAGUUGCGGUUACAAAUUAGAUGCAAAUUGAAUAACACUUUUGGCGAAUGCAGUGAAUUUUAGGUGAAGUGGAGGAGGCAAUUACUGAAGGGCACACGUGACUCCCCAGGCCAACAGUGAGAAAUGAGAUCUACCCUCAAAACGAUGCCGACCAGAGCGAAGGCUGUGUAUGGUGGCAUCAGUGCCCUGUGCCAUUCGGCUCUGGUGAUACUGGUGGUGCUUUCCAUCGCCGUAGUGACCGUCAGCAGCAUUCCGACGUCGGUUCUGGCCAACGGAAAGGAAUCCAGCGCUCACGAGGACGAUUCAUCAAUGCAUCAAUCCCGAAAAUCACAUGAUGAAGCAGCUUCGAAUCCCACAGAGAGUCAAAAUCAAAUAUCCGUUCUGCAGAAGCGUGGAGCGAAUCCGUUUAUGUACAACGAUUUGGACUAUUCGGGAAAUUCUAUUCCGCACGGUGGCAUGUGGGAUGACUUGGAAGGACCACUUGCUGGUCAGCUGCCACCCGGAGGGAUGGGUAGAGAAAACCAAGUCAGGAACUACGAUCUGUUAGCAAGCUUACUUAGUGCUCCACCGCCGUUGCUGCCAUCCCAGGUUUUCUAUGGUGAACCAGUUUCGCCUUCCGUGAGCUAUCCGGUGGCGUUCUAUGGAUUGGGUGAUCGGGUCAAACGAAUGAUUGCGACCGGUAGAAACCAGCAUCAUCCAUUAAGAUUAAAGCGCAGUCCGAAUAAGAUGACUCCGGCUGAUGCCCUCUCGUUGCUUGCACUCCUCGAAUCUCGUGAGCCGUAUCCUGCGAUGCUGGACUACCUACCGCCUGCCAACGGGCCCAAUGACGUGCUAUCCUACUCACCGAAUUCUGUCUACCAGAAUGACCGUUCACUAGGCAGCGUCGGUCCAGUGGCACCCUAUAGCGAUGCAGACGGCGACUGGAUGAACACGUGGACUGAGCCGGCUGUCGAUUAUCUCGGGUUCCCGUUGGAUGUUGACACACUUUCUCGACUGGACGGUUACGGCGCCAAGCCAUCCAAAAAUGUGCCCGGAUUCUAUCACCAGAAGCGAUUUAUGAUUACGAAGCGAAAACGCAGCGUAAACCAGAACGCCAAUGACGACUGUAAAAACAAUGGCAAAUCCUGUCUGUUUAAAACACACGUUCAACCGAGUAAAGUUUCAUCGGUUUAAAGCCAUAAACGACCCUGGCAUAUGCACACAAUGGACGCCGACUCAGUUUUUCACGGAUGAUAUAUGUAACUCGAGCACUAAAUUUUGGAAAAUCAGAACCUGCAAGCAAUGGAAAUACAAGCAUGGAAAACGGUUUAAGUGACUAGAUUACCCUAGUAAAUGCUAUUGCAGUGAAUACAUGAAAUAAAAAAAAAAAACAAAAUAAAAAACGGAUUAACGGCAAUCAACAAUCGGAAUAAUGGAAACUGGAAUAUGGAUUUAACAAAAGUCUUUAUAGUUGUCAAACAUUUCAUAGCAGAAAUAUUUCUCCGUAAUUUUGUUAAAAAAUAUUCAUGGGAAUGGAAUCACACAAAAAAAUUCUGAAAUAAAAAAAAAAACAAGAAACUUACAUUACGCAAACAAAUAUUUAAUCGAAUUCGAAUACUAAUGUUUCCCCAAUUUAAAUGAUGUUUAAAAUAAUUCAAUAUGUGUAUAGUAUUUAGUGUAUUAUGGCUAUCAUUGCGAAUGAUUGUAAUAUCAGACACCUUAUCAUAGGCCUUCAGGAGAACGCUCAAGAUCAAAGUUCUUCCUAGUUUUAAGGGCUAUAUCAGACACUUUUGUUGUAUUGUAACUAGCAGUUGAAAAUAAACAUCACAAUGACAAAAUGCGAUAAGAUUUCGGUUCAGAGGUAAAAACUUGAUGCUAGUUAAAUGAAUUACAUUCUAUAUAAUCCAACUAACAACCAUAGUAUAUAUUUAUCACAAACCAAUGCUGAACGUUCAAAAUCCACAAUAAAUAUUAUUCACUAA
Messenger RNA from Wyeomyia smithii (pitcher-plant mosquito), 2350 nucleotides. RefSeq lists its product as uncharacterized. The record is from RefSeq and is a predicted model, not a curated record. Lineage: Eukaryota; Metazoa; Arthropoda; Insecta; Diptera; Culicidae. The coding region runs from base 513 to 1562 and encodes 349 amino acids. The transcript has 6 exons.